GAUGAUCACGUGAAUAUAGAUCUACUGAUUAUUUUUGUGAGUUUUAUGUAAUCCGUUCGAGAGCAGCCAAUCAUUGGUUUAGUUUUGAUUUCAAUGUUGUGUCGUUUAGAUUUCAAUAUCGGAAACAAUUUCACAUAUUUUGAGAAUAAAUAAGGAGGAUUGAUCAUGCCACCGAAACGAAGGGGAAAAGGCAGAGGUCGUGGAGUUGCUCCAUCUCAUGAAAUUACUGAAAGUCAACCUGGAACAUCAGCAUCAGCAGUACCAAGAAGUGCACAAGAUGAAGUACACAGCAUUGUGCCAACAUCUAUACGAACUGAAACUGGUAUUGAUACACUUUCAAAAGCAAUGAAGCGACUUGGACUUGAAUUAACUUAUGAUGAUUCUUCUCAUUUUGUGUAUGCUAAAAGGCCCGGAAUAGGUACAUUAGGAAGGAAAAUACCUUUAAAGGCUAAUUAUUUUCCAAUUGAGUUACCUCACGGUGAAGUUUUUCAUUAUGAUGUUGAUAUUUACACUAUUAGAAAAGAAAGGACAGAUGAAGGUGAUAAGAAAAAAGAUGUGAAAAAAAAAGACAAAUGUUUAAAUACCAGAAACAAAAGAAAAGUGGUGGAAGCUAUGCUUAGAGCUAUAGACAUAUUCAGAAAUAUUCGUCCUGCUUUUGAUGGUGAAAAAAAUCUCUAUACUAGAAAUAAAUUGCCUAUUGAUAAUGAGAAAACAUUUAGCGUCAGUCUCACUGAUGAAGAUGGAAGAUCUGACAGUUAUGAAAUUAAAAUUCAACCUGUUAGUAAGAAAGGAACUGGAUCUCUUGUUAAAAAUUCAAUUAGCCUUGAACCUUUACAUCAGUUACUUGAGGGAAAAUGUUUUAUAAUAAGUGAAGAAAUAAUUAUGGGAAUAAUGGCCAUAGAAACAAUAUUAAGGCAUGGUCCAGCAUUACGUUUAGUUCCUGUUGGUAGAUCAUUUUUUCAGAAACCAAGAGGAGAAGAAGUUCCUCCAUUAAGUGGUGGAAGAGAAAUAUGGUUUGGACACCAUCAAAGCAUGAGAAUUUCUCAAUGGAAACCAAUGUUGAAUAUUGAUAUGUCAGCAACUACAUUUUAUAAAAGUGGACCUGUUAUUAAUUAUAUGUUGGAAAUCUUGUAUCCCAAAGAAGAAAAUAAGAUGAAUAAAUUAAGACAAAUCAAAAUGCUAAAUGAUUAUGAAAGAAAAAUAUUUGCAAAAGAGUUGAAAGGUUUACGUAUUCAAGUUACUCAUCUUAGUUAUCCACGAAAGUAUAGAGUUUCUGAUGUCACACGGGAAAGUGCACACCAUACAAUUUUUUUCAGGGAAGAGAAUGGGAAGAAAAUUAAAACAUCAGUAGCUCAAUAUUUUGAAAUGGAAUAUAAGAAAUUGCAAUAUCCUAAUUUACCUUGUUUAGAUGUAGGAACACAGAAUAAAAAGAUUUAUUUACCUAUGGAAGUUUGUGACAUUGUAGAAGGUCAGCAUUGCAAGAAAAAAUUAACGGAAAUUCAGACAUCUGAAAUGAUUAAAUGUACUGCUCGUCCACCUGCAGAGAGAUUCAGGGAUAUUCAACACUCUCUGACUGAUUGCAUUAAAGAUUUUCGCCCUUUUGAAAAGGAAUUUGGCAUUCGUAUUAACUCGACGCCUAUGCAGUUUGAAGGUCGAGUUUUAGCUCCACCUCAUGUUUUAUAUAAUGAACAGCAGAAAAUUAAACCUUCUAAUGGAUCUUGGGAUAUGAAGGGAAAACAAUUUUACACAGGUGUAAAUAUUGAUAAAUGGAUGUUACUUAGUUUCUCAACAGCUCGUUGGUGCAAUGAAGAAACUUUAGAAAAUUUUGCUAAAUUACUCUUUACUGGUGGGAGAAAUGUUGGAAUAAAAUUUGCUCGGCCUGUUAAAAUUGCAUGCUUUAAUCCACGGACUACAAUUGCACGAAAUAUCAUUAAAGAAGCACUGGAUAUAGAACCAAAGCUACAAUUAGCAGUGAUUGUACUUCCAACACAAGGGCCACAAAACAUUUAUACAGAAAUAAAAAAUGUAGCAGAGACUGAAUUAGGACUUAUGACACAGUGUGUUAAAGAUAGCAAUACUUCAGGUAGAAAGUGUAAUCCUCAACUGAUUUGUAAUCUUUGCCAAAAAAUAAAUGCAAAGAUGGGAGGAGUAAAUAAUUCUUUACUACCAAAUGAAAAACCUCCUGUGCUCAAAAACCCUAUUAUAAUUAUUGGGGCUGACUGUACUCAUCCAGCACCAGGAGAUAAAGUGAAACCUUCUAUUGCUGCAGUAGUUGGAAGUCUUGAUGGAUUUCCUAGCCGAUACAAAGCUAGUGUUCGUGUACAACAAGCAAAGACAAAAGAUGGGAAAGAGAAUGAAACAAGACAGGAAAUUAUUAUUGAUUUAAAAGAUAUGGUAAAAGAAUUGUUAAAAUCAUUUUAUAAACAUACUGGAGGGAAAAAACCAGAAAAAAUAAUUUUUUAUAGAGAUGGUGUAAGUGAAGGAGAAUUUAGUAAAGUACUAAAUGAUGAAUUAAAACAAGUAAAACAGGCAUGUUUAGAACUUAAUGAAGAUUAUAAACCACCCAUUACUUUUAUUAUAGUUGGAAAACGCCAUCAUACUCGUUUUGCACCUUUGGAUCGAAGAGAUGGUGUAGGAAAACAUGCCAAUAUACCACCAGGUACAACUGUUGAUACAGAUAUUGUACAUCCAAUUGAAUUUGAUUUUUUUAUGUGCAGCCAUACUGGUAUUCAAGGCACAAGCAGACCAGCACAUUAUACUGUUCUUUGGGAUGACAAUGAAUUCAGUGCUGAUGAAUUACAAACCCUAACCUAUUAUCUUUGUCAUACUUAUGUUCGUUGUACCCGUAGCAUAUCUAUUCCAUGCCCAGUUAUGUAUGCACAUUUAGCAGCCUAUCGAGCAAAACAAUAUUUAAUAGCUAAGACAGAAGAGAUGAGUAGUUCAGGCAGUGAAACUUCUGGUCAGACAGAAGUCAUUGUUCAGGAGAGUAUUAGACAAGCUGUUAAAGUGGUGCAAGAUAUGCAAAAUACCAUGUAUUUUGUAUAAAAAUAAUGUGAGGACACAUUUACAUAGUUUUUCAAAAAAAAAAAAAAAAAAAUCAGAAAUUUCAUGUAUUUUAGAUUUAUA
Molecule: messenger RNA, 3126 nt
Organism: Centruroides sculpturatus (bark scorpion)
Lineage: Eukaryota; Metazoa; Arthropoda; Arachnida; Scorpiones; Buthidae
Product: protein argonaute-2-like
Exons: 2
Coding region: 166-3045 (959 amino acids)
Molecular function (GO): RNA binding; protein binding
Source: RefSeq, a predicted model, not a curated record